Lecanosticta acicola is the source of this 2176-nucleotide messenger RNA. NCBI's taxonomy places the organism in Eukaryota, Fungi, Ascomycota, Dothideomycetes, Mycosphaerellales, Mycosphaerellaceae. The record is from the annotation of a GenBank genome assembly.
AUGAGUCUAGUAGCAGUCGAGCGGGCUAAGGAAAUGGUGCCUCCGCCUCCCCCGGGGGCGCCAUACUCCGUAGCAGUCCCCGGCAGCGAGAAGCCUGGCCGAAGCGCAGUCUAUCGACACUGGAGACAGAAGGACGGAGUUCUGCACUCGCUCGAUCAGUCCGUCACCACCGCGCAUGAGAUCUUCGAGCAGGCUGCUGCCAAGUUUCCCAAGAACAAGUGUCUGGGCCACAGGCCGUACGAUGCGGUGAACAAGACUUGGGGUCAAUAUGUCUGGCAAUCGUACGGCGACGUCCAGAAGAGGAGGGCCAACUUUGGUGUCGGACUCGUUGCGCUGCACGAGCAGGUCGGAGUUCAUGGCAGGCAAUAUGGUGUGGGGCUGUGGUGUCAGAACAGGCCGGAGUGGCAGAUUGUCGAUUUGGCGUGCAUGUCGCAGGCUCUUUAUAGCGUCUCGCUGUACGAUACCCUCGGCCCAGACACGACGGAGUAUAUCAUCAACCACGCAGGUCUGACUGCCGUGUGCUCCUCGGUAUCGCACAUCCCCAUGCUCUUGAAACUGGCACCGAGAUGUCCGACGCUCAAGCUCGUGAUUUCCUUGGACCCAUUGACGAGCGAGGGAGAACUUCCGGGAACUUCGAAGAAGGAGCUGUUGAAUGCGAUGGCGGCGGAGCAUGGCGUACAGGUCCACGAGAUUCGCGGUGUAGAGGCCAUUGGAGAGGCUUCUCCCAGACCUUACCAUCCACCAAGGCCAGACGACACCAUCACGAUCAACUAUACCAGUGGAACGACCGGCAAUCCCAAAGGUGUUAUUUUGACCCACUCGAACGCUGUCGCGGCGGCCUCAUCUUCUCUCUGCAUUUGCAGACAGUCGAAGAACGACUCAAUCUGCUCAUACCUGCCUCUGGCUCACAUCUUUCAGAGAGUGACGGAGGCUGGCGCACUAUGGGCAGGCUCCGCGAUUGGUUACUUCCACGGCAAUAUCAUUGAGCUGGUCGACGAUCUCAAGGUCUUGCGACCCACGGCUUUCAACAGCGUUCCCAGACUCUUCAACCGCUUCGGAGGCGCGGUGAAAGCGCAGACGAUUGAGGCUCCAGGUUUCAAGGGCACUCUUUCUAGGCAUAUCGUGGACACCAAGCUGGCGAACUUGACCCAGGUCCCUGCUGAUAAAGCUACCAACCGCCACAUGCUAUACGACCGCAUCUGGGCGAAGAAGGUUCAGGCUGCUCUUGGUCUUGACCGCGUGAGGACGAUGAUUUCUGGAUCCGCACCAAUUGAUCCAUCUCUCCAGCAAUUCCUUCGAGUGGUGUUCGCAAACAACUUCUACCAAGGAUACGGCCUGACCGAGACCUACGCAAUCUCAUUAGCCCAGAUUGAAGGCGAUUUCAGCGCCGGAAACUGCGGCGCGGUUGCUCCUUCCUCGGAGCUCUGCAUCAUGGAUGUCCCCGACAUGGAAUACCUGAGCACCGACAAGCCACAUCCACGAGGCGAACUGCUUGUUCGUGGCGCCAAUGUCUUCAAGGAAUACUUCAAGAACGAAGCCGAGACCAAGAAAGCCUUCACUGAAGACGGCUGGUUCCGAACGGGCGACAUCUGCUCCGUUGACGAGCUCGGCCGCUUCAAGAUCAUCGACCGCGUCAAGAACGUUCUGAAGCUCGCGCAGGGAGAGUACAUUUCUCCCGAACGCAUCGAAAAUGUAUACCUCGGAAACCUUCCUUGGCUCGCUCAGGGAUAUGUCCACGGAGACAGCACGCAGUCCAGCCUUGUUGCGGUCUUUGGCGUGCAGCCCGACAUCUUCUCUGCGUUCCUGGAGAAGGUACUCGGCAAGAAGAUCAAUCCCGCGGACUUGAAGGGUAUCGAGGCUGCGGCGCAGGAGCAGAAGGUUCGCAAGGCGGUCUUGAGGGAGAUGGCCAAGGUGGGAAAGAAGGCGAAGUUCAAUUCGUACGAGAAUGUCAAGGGAGUGAGGUUGAUGCUGGAGCCGUUCUCGAUUGAGAAUGAACUGCUCACGCCGACGUAAGUCCUCUGCACGGGUUCGUUUGGAGAAGGAAGAAGUUGCUGACCCAUUCUUCGGCUGCAGAUUGAAGCUCAAGCGCCCCCAGACCGCGAAGAAAUACCGCAAUGUCAUUGACGAGAUGUAUGCCGAGAUCGAGGCGGAGAGCACGCCCAAGGCGAAGUUGUAG